UAGUAUAGCUAAGAGAAGAGCUCCAACCGACCAGUUAGCUCCGUCCCCCAAGACAUUUUUGUAUCAGCCUCCAUCUCCCUAACUCCUCUCCUUCUUCUUCUUCUUCAUCUUCAUCUUCGACGUAAAACCCUAAACCCAGAAAUCAAUCAAGUCUCUCUGCCGCUUCACGCCUUGAUACGUCUCCAUCCUCCUCUCUUCUCAGGUGGAUACUGCUGCAAUGGGAAAAAAGAAGACAGAUGAAGCUGGUGCUGCCAUGAAGGGUAAGUCAACCGGAAAAGAUGCUUCUAAAGAUGGAAAGAAAGUGAAAGCACCAACAGUCUCUGCCAUGUUGGCCAACAUGGAUCAGAAACCUGAGAAGCCCAAGAAGGCAUCUUCCUCCAGUGCAAAGGCAAAAGUCGCUUCAAAACUUUCAUCCUACACUGAUGGUAUUGAUCUCCCUCCCUCUGAUGAUGAGGUGGAAGAGGAACAACAAUCCAAUCAGCAAAGGAGGUCAGAGGCUAAGACGCUUGAUGUAUCCAUAACAGAGAAAGAGUUAAAAAAACGUGAAAAGAAGGACCUUCUUGCUGCUCAUGCUGCUGAGCUGUCAAAGAAGGAGGCCCUGAGAGAUGAUCAUGAUGCUUUCACUGUUGUUAUUGGAAGCAGGGCUUCAGUACUUGAGGGUGAAGAUGCAGAUGCUAAUAUCAAGGAUAUAUCAAUAGAUAGUUUUUCUGUGGCGGCUCGAGGAAAGGAACUACUAAAGAAUACAUCAGUGAAGAUUUCUCAUGGGAAGAGAUAUGGUCUGAUUGGUCCAAAUGGGAUGGGGAAGUCUACCCUUCUGAAGCUUCUUGCUUGGAGGAAGAUUCCAGUACCAAAAAACAUCGAUGUUCUUUUAGUUGAACAGGAGGUAGUUGGUGAUGAUAGAAGUGCUCUGGAAGCUGUUGUUUCAGCUAAUGAAGAACUUGUCAAGCUCCGGGAAGAGGUUGCAGCAUUGCAGAAUUCAGAUUCUGCUCCCCGUGGUGAGGAAGAGGAUAGUCAUGAUGAUGAUGCAGGAGAGAAGCUUGCUGAGUUGUACGAUCAAUUGCAGCUGAUGGGAUCGGAUGCUGCUGAAGCCCAGGCUUCAAAGAUUCUUGCCGGUUUGGGGUUUACAAAGGAUAUGCAAGGCCGCCCCACUAAGUCAUUCAGUGGUGGUUGGAGAAUGAGAAUUUCAUUAGCUAGGGCACUUUUUGUGCAACCAACUCUUUUGUUGCUUGAUGAACCAACAAAUCAUCUCGACUUGAGGGCUGUUCUUUGGUUGGAGGAGUAUUUGUGCCGCUGGAAAAAAACUUUGGUGGUUGUUUCACACGAUCGUGAUUUCCUUAACACAGUGUGCACAGAGAUUAUUCAUCUACAUGAUCUGAAGCUCCAGUUCUACCGUGGAAAUUUUGAUGAUUUUGAAACUGGCUAUGAGCAGCGCCGCAAAGAGGUAAACAAGAAGUUUGAAAUUUAUGAUAAGCAGGUGAAAGCUGCCAGAAGGAGCGGAAGUCGGGUUCAACAGGAGAAGGUCAAGGAUCGAGCAAAAUUCUUAGUUAAUAAGGAAGCAUCAAAGAGCAAGGGCAAGGGAAAGGUUGAGGAGGAUGACACCCAAGUUGAGGCUCCUAAGAAGUGGAGGGAUUACAGUGUGCAGUUCCACUUUCCUGAACCUACUGAGCUUACACCUCCUCUCUUGCAACUUAUUGAUGUCAGCUUCAGUUAUCCGAACCGGGAAGAUUUCAGGCUGUCUGAUGUUGAUGUCGGUAUUGAUAUGGGUACUCGUGUUGCAAUUGUUGGACCUAACGGAGCCGGAAAGUCUACUCUGCUCAACCUUCUUGCAGGUGAUCUGGUUCCUACUGAGGGUGAAGUAAGGAGAAGUCAGAAGUUGAGGAUUGGUAGGUAUUCACAGCACUUUGUGGACCUCCUGACAAUGGAUGAAACCCCAGUUUCAUACCUUCUUCGUCUUCAUCCUGACCAAGAGGGAUUUAGCAAGCAGGAGGCUGUGCGUGCAAAACUUGGAAAGUUUGGACUCCCUAGCCACAACCAUCUGACUCCUAUUGCAAAAUUAUCCGGAGGACAGAAAGCUAGAGUUGUCUUCACAUCAAUAUCCAUGUCAAAACCCCACAUUCUGCUUUUGGAUGAACCCACGAAUCAUUUAGAUAUGCAGAGCAUUGAUGCACUGGCUGAUGCACUUGAUGAAUUCACCGGUGGGGUUGUACUGGUCAGUCACGACUCUAGACUUAUUUCUCGUGUGUGUGAUGAUGAAGAGAGGAGUCAAAUUUGGAUUGUUGAAGAUGGUACUGUGAAGAAAUUUGAUAGAAGUUUUGAUGAGUACAAGGAUGAGCUACAAAAAGCAAUUAGAGAUGAGGUGGAUGAGUAAGGUUUGCAGUAGAUGUAAAAUUUUGCUGAUCACUCACAUACAUAAAACAUGUUAUUGCUUUUGUUUUACUAUGAUUAUGUCGAUUGUAUAAGUUUUGGUUGCUGUGAUUGUAACAUUAGAUACUUUAAUACACCUUUGUUUAAUUGGUC
Molecule: messenger RNA, 2517 nt
Organism: Rosa rugosa (rugosa rose)
Lineage: Eukaryota; Viridiplantae; Streptophyta; Magnoliopsida; Rosales; Rosaceae
Product: ABC transporter F family member 4-like
Exons: 2
Coding region: 218-2368 (716 amino acids)
Molecular function (GO): ATP binding; ATP hydrolysis activity
Source: RefSeq, a predicted model, not a curated record